Molecule: messenger RNA, 1599 nt
Organism: Tarenaya hassleriana
Lineage: Eukaryota; Viridiplantae; Streptophyta; Magnoliopsida; Brassicales; Cleomaceae
Product: bifunctional UDP-glucose 4-epimerase and UDP-xylose 4-epimerase 1
Exons: 10
Coding region: 363-1463 (366 amino acids)
Biological process (GO): galactose metabolic process; rRNA processing
Cellular component (GO): cytosol
Molecular function (GO): UDP-glucose 4-epimerase activity; RNA binding
Source: RefSeq, a predicted model, not a curated record
GAAAAAGAGACAAACUUUGACGAUCGAAACGCAAACUGUAUUUCCCCCAGCAGUAUAUCUCUUCACGGAUCAUCGCCGUCGUCAUCAUUGUCAUCCGUUUUAUGAAAAGAAACCAACAAAAAUCUCUCUCUUUGCCUAAAUUUCGCUUUUGUCGCCUUCUUAUCUGCUUGGAGGAAAGCAACAGACCAUAAAAGAACCCAUCUUUCCCCCCCUUGAUUUCCUCAACCGCCUAUCUUUUUCUCUCUCUGAUAUCCGAUACAGUAGCGGAAACCGCAGGAAUUUUCAAUUUUGCGAAGUGGGUUUUGAUCCUUUUGGCGUUUCUGUUGGUUUCGUUGUGGGUUUCUGUCAGAAUUCUCUGGAAAAUGGGUUCUUCGGUGGAGCAGAACAUUUUGGUUACCGGAGGUGCCGGAUUCAUCGGUACGCACACUGUUGUUCAGCUUCUGAAUGAGGGUUUUAGGGUUUCGAUCAUCGACAACCUCGAUAACUCUGUCGUGGAAGCUGUCGAUAGGGUUAGGGAGCUUGUUGAUCCUGAUCUCUCUAACAAGCUCGAGUUCAAUGUCGCAUGCUCUGUUCUUCGGCUCAGCUGGAACUUACAAAACAGAGAAGGUGAUCUAAGGAACAAAGGGGAUAUCGAGAAACUCUUCUCCAGACAGAAAUUUGACGCUGUGAUCCAUUUUGCGGGUCUUAAGGCCGUGGGAGAGAGCGUCGCAAACCCUCGUCGCUACUUUGACAAUAACUUGAUUGGAACAAUCAACCUAUACGAAACCAUGGCAAAAUACAACUGCAAAAUGAUGGUGUUUUCAUCAUCUGCAACUGUCUAUGGCCAACCUGAAAAAAUCCCCUGCAUGGAAGACUUUGAUUUGAAGGCUAUGAACCCCUAUGGUCGAACUAAGCUAUUUCUCGAAGAAAUAGCUAGAGAUAUUCAAAAGGCGGAACCGGAAUGGAGGAUUAUCCUUUUGAGGUACUUCAAUCCGGUUGGAGCUCAUGAGAGUGGCAGAAUCGGGGAGGAUCCAAAGGGUAUUCCCAAUAAUCUCAUGCCUUACAUCCAACAAGUAGCAGUUGGACGAUUACCUGAACUGAAUGUCUAUGGACACGACUAUCCUACCGGGGAUGGCAGUGCGGUCAGAGAUUACAUCCAUGUAAUGGACUUGGCAGAUGGCCACAUUGCAGCAGUGAGGAAGCUAUUUGCAGAUCCAAAGAUCGGCUGUACGGCUUAUAAUCUUGGGACUGGACGAGGAACUUCUGUCUUAGAAAUGGUUUCUGCUUUCGAGAAAGCCUCUGGAAAGAAAAUCCCUAUCAAGCUUUGCCCAAGAAGGCCGGGAGAUGCAACGGCUGUUUAUGCUUCAACAGAGAAAGCCGAGAAAGAACUCGGCUGGAAGGCAAAAUAUGGGGUGGAGGAAAUGUGCAGAGACCAGUGGAAGUGGGCAAGCAACAAUCCAUGGGGUUACCAGAAAAAACCUUGAAUUUCUACUUUCUUUUCCUGUCAAUGGAAAGGGGUUUCUCCAUUUUCAAAAAUAAACACUACAUUAUCUUCAUUAAUUUAAAAUGCACCUUCAAAAUAAAUUGUACUUUUUCAUGCCAUCUAUUUUUGUUUUUGAA